Wasmannia auropunctata (little fire ant) is the source of this 2605-nucleotide messenger RNA. RefSeq names its product X-linked retinitis pigmentosa GTPase regulator. Bases 39 to 2123 code for a protein of 694 amino acids. NCBI's taxonomy places the organism in Eukaryota, Metazoa, Arthropoda, Insecta, Hymenoptera, Formicidae. The transcript has 12 exons. The record is from RefSeq and is a predicted model, not a curated record.
GUCAGUCGGCUGCAAGUUGCGCGGCGCAAGGUGCAAGCAUGGGCCUGCCGGACAUAGAGACCAUACCCGAGACUGGGGCGGUGUUCACGAUCGGCCGUAGCAGAUUUGCGGACAACAUUGCUUCGCAUUUCUUCAUACGUAAGGAUCCGGUUGUCAUUAUUGAAUGCGGAGAUGAGCAGUCCGCCGUUGUUUGUCAAACUGGCAGACUCUUUGUUUUUGGCAGUAACGAUUGGGGUCAACUGGGCCUAGGUCACAAAAAUCAUAUCAGCAAGCCGUCGUGUGUAAAAAUUCUGAAACCGGAAAGAGUCACACAUGUGGCAUGUGGGAGAGCGCAUACUUUAAUAUGUACAGGAGCUCAGAAGAUCUUCGCAUGCGGCAGCAAUCAGGAGGGUCAAUUGGGUCGAGAAAAUUCCGUGAUAGGUGACAGCUCCAGUUCUCCAAUCUUGGUUUACGAUUGCGGACUCGCUGGACCGCGGGUCGUCCAACUCGCAGCGGGAUCGCAUCAUUCAAUGGCUCUGACGAGCGACGGCGGGGUUGUCGUCUGGGGAAGCAAUCUGGAGGGACAGUUGGGAUUACCAGGGAUUUCGGGUUUGGUUAAAAAGCCUACAAAGGUCCCCAUUCCUGAGCCGGUGAAGGAAAUCAGCGCGGGAUAUUAUCAUUCAGUUUUCUUGACUGAAAGCGGUCUCGUUUAUGUCUGCGGCGAGUCGGAAAGUGGUAAGCUCGGGAUUAAUGUCAACUUUUCUACACAAGUCGCGCCGAAACAGAUGCAAUUACCGUCACCGGCGCUUCACGUCGCGUGUGGUGGCCAUCACACACUCGUACUAGCAGAAAAUGGCAAUAUUUACUGCUCUGGUAGUAACGCCAGUGGACAACUUGGUAUGGGCACAAACGUUAACGAGAUACAUACACCAAAACUUCUUCCGCGCGGGGCUCUUCAAAACGAAAAGAUCGUCAAGAUCGCUUGCGGUGAAAGUCACAGCGCUAUACUUACAGAGUCUGGCAAACUUUUCACUUGUGGUGACGGCCGACAUGGAAAAUUAGGUCUGGAAGAGAACGAAAAUAACGUUCAUGAAGUAACAUUUGCUGCCAAAUAUCAGGAGCUUUUCAUUUCAAAUGUUGCUUGUGGGGGAUGUCAUACGAUAUUAGUUGGCCGAAGACACGAGAUAGAUUAUCAAUCGCAGCGACAACCAGACUCCGAGCAGAAAAAAAGUUCUCUACCUCCUUUAAAGCUUCCUGUAAAUAUGCAGAAUGAACAUCGAGUAGACAGUACGGAGAAAUCGACAGAUGAAAAAGAUGAUUCAUAUCAUCCUGAUGAAAGUAGUGAAACAUCCAAUAAUGGCACACAAAUAAAUUCUUCGCCAAAGGAAGACUCGCUAAAGGAAAACACGGAUAUUGUUAAUAACGAAGAAAUUUCAUCUUUGGUAAAUGACGAAAAAACCGCGAGUCCAUCCUCAGAAAUUAAUCUAUCGGAAAACUCUCAGGAAAAAGAUCAGAUUGAUCAUGAAGAUCAUGAUACUGAAAAUAAUACUGAAAGCAAAGAAAAUAGUGAAAGUAAAGACAUUAAUGAAAAUAAUGAAAAUGAAGAAAAUAAUAAAAAUAUGGAAAUAGCAACGAUAGAAGAGCAGGAUGUUGAGGAAUCAUGUGCAGAAAAAGAACUUCCAAGGAUAGAGGAGGAAGAGGGAGAGAAGACGACGAAUUCUGUACCACCGCCUAAACCACCGAGACUAAAAUCCGGAAGUGUCGAAGGUACGAACAAUGAAAUAGAAUCUUCAAAAGAGAACGAAGAGGGUGAACAAGAAAGAGAUGACGAAGAGAUGACGAAUAACAAACAAAAUUCAAGUGCAAAGACAGCUGUAAAAUCAUUAUCCGCAAUUUCGAAGAAAACUGUGGAAGCUAUCGAGAAUUCAAUAGAAAAAGUCGAGGAGGAUGAACGUCCUGAGGAAGUGGAAAAAACGGAGAUCGACGGCACGCAGGACGAUGCUGAUGUGGUGCAAUCACCGGCGCCGCGAACAGCUAAGAUGGCGAAGUUAUUCAAAGGAAAACGGCAAGAGGUGCAGAAUGGAACUAAGACAAGCAGCGCAACGAAUCCGAAAGCUAAGUCAAAAACAUGCACAAUUCUAUGAUCGAGGAAACUUCGAAGAGACAUUACAAUUAAUUCUAUUUUUAUAAAUAUGGGACAUAUGUUUGUCGUUGGGACCAAAAUCUUGUGGAAUCGGAAAUCAAUAAUCUAUAUCAAAAACAAUUCUUUAUAAUUGAUCAAUGCAUUUACAUAGAAUUAACAGAAAUCUUCUACAUCCUGUAUAUCGUAUUGAUUCCUAUCUCACAUUUACGCGACGACAAAAAUCUUUAAUAAAACGGCGUCUAUAUUAAUAAUUAAUAUAGGUAUUGUAAAUAUAAGUUACAGAAAUUGAUUCCAUGUAAUCAGAGAGAGAGAGAAAGAGAGAGAGAGAGAGAGAGAGAGAGAGAGAAAGAGAGAGAGAUAUGCAUAAAUCGACAUGUUAUGGCAUAUAAAGUAGAUAACGGCUGAAUGUGAAAAAUGUACAGUGGUAUCUGGAUAAACAUAUUUUAUUAAAAUCCAAUUACAAAAUUCCAUUUCGGGCAAUAA